This is a messenger RNA of Galendromus occidentalis (western predatory mite), 614 nucleotides long. RefSeq names its product oligosaccharyltransferase complex subunit ostc. Lineage: Eukaryota; Metazoa; Arthropoda; Arachnida; Mesostigmata; Phytoseiidae. The transcript has 3 exons. The record is from RefSeq and is a predicted model, not a curated record. The coding region runs from base 1 to 453 and encodes 150 amino acids. Gene Ontology annotation, cellular component: oligosaccharyltransferase complex.
AUGGAGGCACUUUACGCGGCUCCAUUCUGCGUAAUUCACGCGCCAAACCUCCGGCUGCGGAAACCGUCAUGGCUCAAACAGCCAUCCCCCAUGACAGUGUAUGCAUUCGUUCUCCUGAGUUAUUUCCUCGUUUGCGGAGGAAUCAUUUAUGAUGUGAUCGUUGAGCCACCUUCGAUCGGGAGCACCGUGGACGAGCAUGGCCACUCAAAGCCUGUGGCCUUCAUGCCGUACCGUGUUAACGGUCAGUACAUCAUGGAAGGAUUAGCAUCUUCAUUCCUCUUCACAGUCGGCGGUCUAGGUUUCGUCAUCCUCGACCGAGUCCAAGAACAACCAUCCACCCCUCGGCUCAACAAGCUGCUGUUGACUGCGGUGGGCUUUCUGUGCAUCUUGGUCUCGUUCUUCACGUGCUGGGUUUUCAUGAAAAUCAAACUGCCUGGAUACUUGAUGGGAUAAUAAAGUGCUCCCCUGCAGCCUCUCGUGAGCUCCCCUUUGAGCUCCGAGUUCUUAUCAAGAUCGCGAUCAUAUUCGUCGCGCUCUCCGGAGCUGGCUUUCAAUUGUACAUAUGGAAAGAUAAUAAGCCUACCGAGAAACACCAUGAGAUGAGAAUGAACGAA